GAUGACAUCUAUAAAAGAUACCAUCAAUAAAGGAUGACAAACUUUCAAGUUUGCGAUGUAUCUCCAUAAAAUUGUCAAACAAACAAAAUAGGAGUGAUAAAGGUCGUAAAUAUGUUUCAUACACACGAAAAUGUAGCUAUACUGUCUACAGCCUUUAAAGAUUGUAUUAUUUAACCAUUCAAAACAUUUACUGCUCAAAUGAUCCGUGUGAAAUUUUGCUGAUAACAUUUAUGUCAUUUUAUAUGGUACUGAGUGUAAACUUCAGAGUGUAAACAUGAAUUAAAGCCAUUGGGAAGUUCGGGUAGUUCAGCGGUGACUGUCUUUUAACGUGAACAGUGUGCUUUUAGUGGGGCUUAAAACUUUCUUGAGCAUUUAACAGGAUAUAAAAAAAUGAGUUAUGAUAAACUGAUAGUUAUAGUUUGUGCAAUUACAAUAAACAUAAUUGACUGUAAAAGGAAUAUUUAUCUAUGUGGGCCGAUGCAUAAAUGUGCAUGUGAAAACAACACUAACACCGGAAUGACAAUGGACUGUGAGGGAAGGGGUGACCUGAGGCUGUCAGAGAUGUGUUUUGACAUUUCCAGCAAGGGAUAUGCAUCCGUGGUUCUAAGGGCUGGCAGAAACAAUUUAGGAAACUUGAAAGCUUUGGAUCUAAAAGGAUGUGAAAAACUAACCGAAUUAUACUUAAAUUUUAACCAAAUAUCUACCAUUGAACAAGACACGUUCCAUAAUUUCUAUCAAUUAUUCACAUUAGAUAUAUCCCGAAAUCUGUUACCGGUGUACAGCGGAAACUGGAAUGCAUCUUUUCUACCGAACACUUUGAAGACGCUCAAGCUUCAUGGAUGUCAAAACAUAUUUUUACUUAAUGUUUCAUUGCCUGACUUUGUUGAUCAGAAGAACUUAAGCAGUCUCACAAUGGAUGGGUAUUCAAAUGUUUCGUUCAACUUUUCAAAAAUAACACACGUGUCUUUUUCGGGAUUGAACUUCCAAUCUUACUGUAAUCUCUCACGAAUAGACAACAACACAUUCUCGCAUUUGAGAUCGCUCCAAGUUCUCAACAUAUCCGCGUGUGGAAUCAUAAGCAUCACAGCAAGAGCAUUCGAGCAUCUUCACAGUCUUGAGGUACUAGACCUUUCUUACACCCGACAGCUGGGGAUGAAGGCAUUCGCGAACAUAACGUAUGGCUUGCAGUUUUCGAGUAUCAGCUUCUUGAACGAAUCCUUUGUUUUAAACACAUUUGGAAUAGGCAUCAAAGUUACUGUGUCCGAUCUGUGCUACUUCUGGAACACAACGGUUAAAGAUUUAGACAUAUCGGGAAAUAGAAUCGAGAUAAUUGAAACAAAUGCUCUUAUACUUGUUCCGCAAUCGUUGAAAACAAUACGUAUGGAUCUAAAUAAAUUCACGUUUGGACCAUAUUUACUGCAACUCGGUUGCAUGAAAAACGUUCAGACAAUGGUUGGUUCAUUUUUAAAUAACGCAUUCAAUCCAAUUAUAUAUACCGCUGAGCAGAUUAAGGAUUUUCAUACGCACACAACUGACAUAGGAGAAAUCUCGUGUCCUUAUUGCAAUGGCUCGUUUUUAAAGGAAAUGGCAAACUCUUCCAAAGAAUGUCUCUACUUUGAACCUGAUUUUCAGAACGUGUAUAUUGACCCACAGAUUCCCGUUAGUCUUGAAAACUUAAUUUUCAAUGACUGCAAUUUUAUUUAUGAUUUAGACAUAGAAUUUGAUUUUAAUCCGACUGAUAAUUCAAUCCGGUUUAUGGAUUUUUCGGGAAAUGUGCUUCAGUCGUUUACUGGAUCUUAUCGUCAUCUUCCCAGAAUAGAAAUUUUGAAUAUGUCCCGAUGUUCUAUCAGAACAAUCGGUGUAUAUUCUUUAAAUUACACAACAUUGAAAGUUUUAAGACUCUCCCAUAAUGAAUUAGGAUCCCAAUUGGCGGAUCCAAAUCGAUCAAAUAUCUUUGGUAUGCUGCCAUCCCUUCAGGACUUGGAUCUCUCGACUAAUGGGAUUACAAUAUUAUUUACUUCGACCUUCGAAGCAUUAGUUAAUUUGGUACAUUUAGACUUGAGCAACAACGAUAUUGAACUUUUUGAAAUAAAAAUUAACAUGUUAUAUAAUUUAUUGUCAUUGAAUGUGUCUGUUAACUCGAUACAUACGCUUUCUACUGACAUACAGCACCAGCUUGAAUCCAAUGAAAAAAUGAACACUACGUUUUUAUUGGACUUACAAAAUAAUUCAUUAACAUAUGACUGCAAUAAUCAAGAAUUCCUAAAUUGGUUGUUGAAACGCAAACAUAAUAUGUUCGGAUUCGAAAACUACAAAUUCGUUACAUCUGACAAUAAAGUUUUGAAUGCCAAAGAGUUUUGCGACGACAUUGGAAACCUUGCCUCAAGGUGUAAAUCAUACACGGCUGUCAUUGUAAUAUGUUGCAUAGCCUUGGCGACAUUCAUUUCACUAGUUACUGGAGGAGUAAUAUACAAAAAUCGAUGGGAACUUCGUUACAUUAUGUACAUGUCAAAGAAGAGAUACUUUGGAUAUAGAAGGCUACCGGAUUAUACUGUCAUUGAGAACUAUAAAUAUGAUGCAUGUAUUUCCUACUCUGAAGACAAUAUACGUUUCAUUCGAGACGAGUUCCUACCACGAGUGGAGACAGAACACGUGUCACUUUGCAUUCACCAGCGGGACUUUCUUGCUGGUAACGCCAUCUCAGACAACAUCAUACAAGCUAUCGAUAGCAGCAGAAAAACGGUAGUUAUAUUGUCGAAUUCGUUUCUGAAGAGCAAGUGGUGCAUGUACGAGUUCAACAUGGCGCGAAUGGAGAGCAUAUAUUCUAGAGAGGAUGACGUUUCUCUUGUUAUAGUUAUGCUUGAACAAAUGUCUCAUAGCGCCAUGCCGUUGGAAAUGGUUCGUUGGAUACAGGACAAUAAUUUCAUAGAAUACACAGCGGACCAAGAGGGCAACGUACUUUUUUGGGACAAACUUAAUAGUGUUAUAAGAUCAAUUUAAAAAUUACUUUUGGUUUUCUUAUUUAAAAAUUGAAACAAGGUCUUAAUCUGGUUAAAGUAAUAUAUCCACAUCUAAACAUGUUUAAUUUGUAAGGUGCCGAUAGUCGCUUGUACGCGUAAAUGUUUCUGUAAACAUUUUUAGAAUCAUUUUAAACAUUUUUAACUGUUUUUAUUGAUUGAACAUAUAUAUAAAUAACUGUGUUAUUGUUAAUGUUAUCGCUGUUAAAUGUAAUAUGCAAAUGCUUUUAUAAACAUGUAUUUAAGUUAUAAACACAAUCAAGGAACGAUUCAUGUUGCAAGUUGUUAUGACGGGACCAUCAAAUCAUCAUUUACCUCACUGUAUUGCUAUCUGAUCAUGUCAAUUUCGGAUAUGAACGGGAAUUUAAGUUAAUAUAUUAUUAAUAUAAAUGACCAUUUUUGCGAGUACAUGACUAAGUCUUCCGUAAAUAUUACAUAAGUAAUUUCAGAUCCAUUACAUGUUGCUAACAUAUUAGUGUGUAUAUAUUUCAAUUGUAUUGUCAAUAAUGACAUGUGUAUGUGUACAACAGUUAAUGCAAAUAAAGAUGGUUGCAACUCCAUACUUUUAAGUCUACACUUUUAAAAGUAGAGUGUUUAUUGUAUUUGUGUAAAUCACAAAUUCCAAACAAUAUUUCUAAUCAAAUAAACAGAUAAGAUGUUAGUCGGAUUUGCCGCUACUUAACAUUUUAAAAUGACAUAAAAAUACAUUUUGUUUUAUUGCGCCAGCUUGGUCCAAUGUGUUCUUCACCCAAUUGUAUUUAUCCACUAGUUUCUUUUAAUCAGCCUUUAGCAUUUUUUCAGAUUUAGUACGCUGUUUUGCUUCUAACUAUGAACUAUUGCCAAAAAAUUAAAUGUAUGAACUUACACUUAUAUGUAUCAUGAAUAUUGCUGGACCAAGUGUGAGGUUGAGCGCUCUUAAGCCGGUUUAAACCCCCAAUGCGUUAUUCUACUAUGUGUGUAUGUUGUUUCGUAUUGUGCUGUUUCGUACUAUUUUGAUAAUUGGCUACUUGCCUUAAAUAAAGGACCACACAAUUGUGUAUAAUAAGAAUGCAAUGCU
Dreissena polymorpha is the source of this 4074-nucleotide messenger RNA. RefSeq names its product toll-like receptor 4. Bases 391 to 3000 code for a protein of 869 amino acids. Gene Ontology annotation, cellular component: membrane. Lineage: Eukaryota; Metazoa; Mollusca; Bivalvia; Myida; Dreissenidae. The record is from RefSeq and is a predicted model, not a curated record. The transcript has a single exon. Gene Ontology annotation, molecular function: protein binding; transmembrane signaling receptor activity. Gene Ontology annotation, biological process: immune response; toll-like receptor signaling pathway.